Tremella mesenterica DSM 1558 is the source of this 1272-nucleotide messenger RNA. RefSeq lists its product as uncharacterized. Bases 1 to 1272 code for a protein of 423 amino acids. Lineage: Eukaryota; Fungi; Basidiomycota; Tremellomycetes; Tremellales; Tremellaceae. The record is from RefSeq and is a predicted model, not a curated record. Gene Ontology annotation, biological process: positive regulation of translation; nuclear-transcribed mRNA catabolic process, nonsense-mediated decay. The transcript is spliced from 4 exons. Gene Ontology annotation, cellular component: cytoplasm; nucleolus. Gene Ontology annotation, molecular function: mRNA binding.
AUGACCGAGCAGGCCGCUCCAUCGGUACCUCCCCACCGGACAAAACUGGUCAUCCGGCGCCUCCCCCCCACUCUGCCGGAAGAGAUUUUCUGGACUUCGGUCUCGCAAUGGGUCGACGAGUCAUGCGUGUGGAGACGCUAUGUCAAGGGAAAAGCUGCCGAUGGUGGGGAGAGGGCACGAUAUUCCAGAGCUUACUGCCUUCUUCCCGACGAACAAGCGGUAAUCUUUCGAACGGACUUUAACGGACAUGUUUACCGUUCCAAAGCUGGUGAAGAAUAUCAAGCACUCGUCGAACCUGCCCCUCUGCAGAAGACACCUAACAAACUGAAGAAGAUAGAUGUUCGGCAAGGGACUGUCGAAACCGAUCCGGAUUAUAUAAGUUUCAUAAAUGCUCUUUCUGGUUCACCCGAGCCCCCUCCUGAAGUUACUGCCGUCGCACCUGUUCCCCCACCGACGGAGACCACACCCAUUAUCGAUGCUAUACGAGAGAAAAAGGCUCUCAAAUCUCUUACGCAAUUCAAAGAGACUUACACUACUUUCACUUCUUCCAAGGCGUCUGAAGAUCGAGCAAAAAAGUUGGCUUUGGCAAGUGUCACCGCUGCCACGGAGAAACGCACAUCGGGACAAGUCGAUUCGGGAUCGGUGUUGGUUGCGGGAAAGGGAAGGGAGGUGACUUCAGUUCCUGUGCCAAAUAAGAAGAAGGAUGCUUCACCUUCAGGUAAAGAAGAUAAGAAAAAGGGACGAAAUAGGGGGAAAGGGAAAGGGGGUGGGGGUUCGCCAGCUAGAGCAGAGGGGAAGCCGAUGUCUGUGACUGCAGAUAGAUUGAAAACACCAACGACGCCGAAGACCAUUCAACCUACACAGAGUGAACCAUCUGUACCUCGACCCUCGACAGGUCCAUCGAAGACGCCAGGCAGAAGUACACCUUCUGAUCAUGGGGGAAGUGAUUCUGGGCGAGGAAGAGGGAAAGGUGGUCAGAAGGCAGGCCAUAAUGACGGAAGAGCAAGAGGUGGUGCAGGAGGAGGUCGGGGAAGAGGAAGAAGCAAGGAUAGAGCUAGUGAUGCGGAGGGUGCGGAGGGAUUAAAGGGGAGUAGAGGAACGAGAGGGACAGGAGGAGAACAGAGUAGACGGCUUCAUGCUGCCGUGACGGACAUUCUGAAACAGAAUUCAGAGGCAGAGCGUGGUGGAGGAGGUGGGAGAGGGAGAAGGGGAAGGGGAAGGGGUAGAGGGGGACCUGCAGGGGGAGCUGUAGAAAGUCGUAUUGACGAUUGA